Messenger RNA from Trematomus bernacchii (emerald rockcod), 2217 nucleotides. RefSeq names its product coiled-coil domain containing 175 (gene ccdc175). The record is from RefSeq and is a predicted model, not a curated record. NCBI's taxonomy places the organism in Eukaryota, Metazoa, Chordata, Actinopteri, Perciformes, Nototheniidae.
AUGGCUUCUUGCCUGGUUCCCGACUUCCCGGCCGUCAUGGUGGCUCUGGAGCAUUUAAAGGAGCUGGACAAACAGCUAAAAGAGGAGAGCGUACCUUUCUUACCUGAAGCCAGCAUCAACCUGAGGGAGAUAACGGCGGCGAUCACUGAACUGGAGGCUGACCGUCGUGCCUCUCAUGAACAUUUAGAGGUGGAAACCAUAGAAAACAGCAAGCUAAGACAAAAAAUUAACAAGAUAAGAGAAUGUAUGAGACAGGAAAUCGUGGCUGGUGUAGCAGCAGCCCGGGCAUCUAACGCUGAGGAGAUUGAGAAGCUGCACAAAGACCUCAAAUCAGUUUCCCAGCUGCAGGAAGUCACAGUGAAGAGGGAUGAAGUCCUCUUGAGCCAGAACAAAGCACUGCACCCAGAGCUAGAGCAAGUGAAGGCUUGGCACGAAGAGAUCAUAGCGGCUCAGAAUGAUCAAAUCACUUUAAAGUAUGGCCUGCAGAUGCAGCUGGAUCGAACACGUGAUUGGGUAGAGGAUAUGAAGUCCUGCAUCGCUGCUGUCGAACAGGAUACAAUAACACUGCAGCAGAAGACGGUGCUGGAGAGGGAGUCCUUCUCUGUGAGAAAAGACAAGUUGUCCAAAGAGGUGGACCAAGUUGAUGAGAAAAUUAAACAGCAGAAGCAGGUGGUCAAGAGGAGCAGAGUAGAGUCGGACGGACUUAAUGACAGGAAACAAAAAACCCACAAUGAUCUGGGAGAGCUCACGAUGGACCUGGGCAAGCUAGAGAGCAACUUACGAAGACUGGAAGCCUCUCGGUGCCAGAACGAGAAACGGCUGCAGGUGGACAGCCAAAAGCAUCAAGAGUUGAGGCAACAGAGAGAAACACUGAAGAAGGAGUUGCUUGAGUUAGGGGAAGCCUUUAGCAACACCAUCCAGGGUCUUAAAGAGGAAAUAUCCACGGUGGAAGGUACAACGGAGAAGGGUCGAGAAUCCAGAUUGCGCUGUCAAAACUCCCUGUCACAAAUCUUUGAGAUAUUCAAGUGUCAGCGCGAAGAAGAGAAUGAAGUGAGGGCCGAGCACUUCCACGUGUCGCAGCAGCUGGACAGAUCCAAGCUGCAGCUGGAGGAGCGCAUCGCCUCCGUGGUCAGACACGGCAAGGAGAUCAAAGAGAUGGACAAGCAGAUCAGAGAGCUCCUGGAAACGGACACGAUCACAAAGCGCGUGUUUGAGAGGAAUCAGGAAGAGCUGUGCGACAACAUGGAUACUGAGAAGAAGAACAUUGAACAUUACGAGGAGGAAAAGAGGCUGACGAUGAGGCUCAUGCAUGAGACGAAGACCAAGCAGGAGGAGCACGUGGCGAAGAUGACCUCUGACAUCAGCGACACCAGGAGGAGAUACCGGGAGCUUCGACAAGAGGAGGCAGCGCUCCACAAGCGUCACCCCAAGAGCACAAAUGCGGACUUGCUUAUGAGCCACAUGACGCAAUGUGAGGUGGAGUUCAGACAAAAAGAGACUACAUGCCAUGAGGAAAUAGAGCAGUGCCUCAUGGAGGUAGCAACUAUCACCAUUAGCCAUGAAGAGAAGCAGAGGGAACUGAAGGAGAACGAGGACAUGUUGAACGACGUGGCGGCAAAGUGGAAUGAAGAGCAACCCAGGCACCAGAGGCUGAAGACACUGACCUCCGAGCUGAGGAGGAAGAGGAGCGAGCUGGAGCUGACAAUCCAGUCGCUGAAAGAGGAAACUGGGUCUCUGCUGCAGCCUAAAGAGGAGAUGAAGGCCGAGCUGGAGGCGAUGAGAAAAAGCUCCAUGGACGUGCUCGAAACACAGGCCUCAGAGAUGAGAGCUGUGGAGAUAAGCGUCUACAACAAUAGCGUGAAACUGGAGCAGGUCAGCACGGAGAACAGCCGGCUGCACCUCGCUAUCCAGCAGAUGACGGAGGAUGUCACCAGAGUCAGGGAGGACAAAGAGCGAUACUGGCAGGAGGUUCAGCAGUUCGAGCGGAACACAAAGACCUUGUUUGAGAGCUUACAGGACGCAUGGAGAGUGGAUUUACAGACGACCCAGGACUGUCAGAACGGCGACAGUGUUCUGCUGGAGUCCAUAAGCGGCGUGUUGAACCACCUGAAGACCAGGAGACAACAGUUAGGCACCAUCAGCACACGCCUACAUUGUGUCAUGUUGGACUUCAGCAAGCGGCUGGGGGAUCAAUCUACUGUAGAACAGCAGAGCUAG